GUAAACAACAGCUCGAGUAGUGAAGAUGGUGGAAGGAAAAUUGUGAUGGUUCUUGCAGCAACCAAUUUUCCUUGGGAUAUUGAUGAGGCGCUGAGGAGACGUCUGGAAAAACGUAUAUACAUACCUCUUCCCAAUUUUCAGAGUCGCAAAGAACUUAUCAAAAUUAACUUAAGGACUGUCGAGGUGGCUCAAGAUGUUGACAUUGAUGAAGUAGCUCACAGAACAGAAGGUUACAGUGGUGAUGAUUUGACUAAUGUAUGUCGGGAUGCAUCUCUAAAUGGUAUGAGGCGGAAAAUUGCUGGUAAGACGAGGGAUGAGAUAAAGAACAUGUCCAAGGAUGAAAUCUCCAAGGAUCCUGUGGCCAUGUGUGAUUUUGAGGAAGCCCUGACCAAGGUUCAGAGAAGUGUCUCUGCCGUUGAUAUCGAGCGACAUGAGAAAUGGUUUGCUGACUUUGGCUCAGCAUGAGAAUUGGAUUAUACUGACUAGAUUUAUUCACAUAUUCAUGUUCUUUUCAAAAAUCUGCAUCGCAACAUUUAGUUAAGCAUUUUUUUUAAUUAUAUUUUUUAUUUUUGCCCUUAAUUUUUUUGCAAUGUUUGGUAAGCAGCUCUGUACAGAACAUCCAUUAGAAUUUCAUCUGUGAACAUUGAUCCUCAA
Molecule: messenger RNA, 654 nt
Organism: Phalaenopsis equestris
Lineage: Eukaryota; Viridiplantae; Streptophyta; Magnoliopsida; Asparagales; Orchidaceae
Product: katanin p60 ATPase-containing subunit A1-like
Exons: 3
Coding region: 46-465 (139 amino acids)
Biological process (GO): microtubule severing
Cellular component (GO): microtubule cytoskeleton
Molecular function (GO): ATP hydrolysis activity
Source: RefSeq, a predicted model, not a curated record